CCCAUUUUUCUGAGGGUCGCUUUCUAAGAGCGUUCAAGAAUCGAGCUCGGUUGAGUACGUGCUGCCAACUUGACUGUUCGUAGCAAAACGCCAAUGCCCACAUGAAGUUGCUCCACAAUCUCUGAUUCAUCUCCGCCAUGUCUGCGUUGGAUUUUUACAUUGCUUGCAUUCUUGGAGGCUCCCUGAGCUCUGGACUCACUCAUGCGGGAGUCACCCCUCUUGAUGUCAUCAAAUGCAAUAUGCAGGCAAACCCAUCAAGGCAUGUGAGCAUGGGACAUACCUUACAGAAGGUGUUGAGCAAAUAUGGAGCAGGUGCCCUCUUCAAGGGUUGGGUGCCCACUCUGCUUGGGUAUAGCGUUCAAGGUGCUGUGAAAUAUGGGUUGUAUGAGUUUUUCAAGGUGGGGUGUGCAGGAAUGGCUGGGAAUCAUGAGGGGCGCAAGGCGCUUGUCUUCAUGGUUGGUUCUGCUUGGUCUGAGCUCAUAUCAGAUGUGUUUCUGUGCCCCUUUGAGGCAGUUAAAGUAAGGGUUCAGACCCAUCCAAGCUUCGGUAUUACCUUCCCACAAGCAGCCCUUGAGAUUGUCAGAAGUCAAGGCUUCAAGGGACUAUAUAGUGGACUUUUACCUUUAUGGGGAAGGCAGAUACCAUACUCGGUGGUGAAGUUUGCAUGCUUUGAGAAGACACUAGAAGGGAUUUACAAAUACGUUUUGUGUACACCAAAGGAGGAGUGUCCAAAGGGGGUGCAGUUGGGGGUAAGCUUCUUGGCAGGCUAUGUUUCAGGGGUAGCCUGCGCCUUGGUCUCACACCCUGCUGAUAAUCUGGUAUCCUUGAUGAACAACUGUGACGGCGACAGCGUCUGUCUUGCAUUGCAGAAGAUGGGCCUGGUUUCACUCUGCACAAAAGGCUUGUGGCUCAGAAUUCUUAUGGUGGGGACUAUGAGCGGGGCACAGUGGGGCAUAUAUGACGCUUUCAAGGUCAUGAGUGGGCAGGACUCCUUGGGCAUGCCUUCAUCUGAAGGAAGGAAGUCGAGAAGAGCAUUGUCCGACGUUUCGGCCUAUACAGCUUGCCAUGCUUAAUGUCUUCCAUUUGAUUUUCCUUUUUACUUCCCCCCUUUCUCAAGCCCCUUCCACUGGGUGGGCAUAUAAUUUUAGCUGCUUUGGUUUCUUAUUUACAUGAGUCAUGUAAAUUGGUACUGUAAUUGUAAAGAUGAAACUUGAGAUGUCCAUGAAGUCCCACCAUGGCUCCAUCUUAGUAGGGAGCGUCAAGCCGUUGCCGAUUUCUAAACCCA
Molecule: messenger RNA, 1285 nt
Organism: Nymphaea colorata (pocket water lily)
Lineage: Eukaryota; Viridiplantae; Streptophyta; Magnoliopsida; Nymphaeales; Nymphaeaceae
Product: mitochondrial phosphate carrier protein 3, mitochondrial-like
Exons: 7
Coding region: 138-1073 (311 amino acids)
Biological process (GO): mitochondrial phosphate ion transmembrane transport
Cellular component (GO): mitochondrial inner membrane
Molecular function (GO): phosphate transmembrane transporter activity
Source: RefSeq, a predicted model, not a curated record